Messenger RNA from Penaeus vannamei (Pacific white shrimp), 1301 nucleotides. NCBI's taxonomy places the organism in Eukaryota, Metazoa, Arthropoda, Malacostraca, Decapoda, Penaeidae. The record is from RefSeq and is a predicted model, not a curated record.
UCAUGGCAGUCAGGAAUGUACAUUGUUGGAGGUUGUCAACCACAAGUCCGUCGAGGUGGCUGGAGUCAGCAGCAAGUGGGCGGGUUUCAAGGACCCACUUUUUCUUGUAAUGGAUUCUUUACCAAAGUGGUACCACAGAAUCUCAGAAAUUCUCGUGGAACUGAGAUGCCCAUGACAAACUUAACCCAACCCGCUUAUAAUGGCAGUGGAGGAGGUAUGCCUAUCCAAGAUGGAGCAGGGUUGCCCAAGGACGAUGUACUGCCCGAACAGUUUGGGGGAUCGUUCUCUGACAAAGCCAUCCGCCAUGCAUUCAUUCGCAAAGUCUAUCUCAUCCUGAUGGUGCAGUUACUGGUCACACUAGGCAUUGUCUCACUUUUUACAUUCCACUCUGGUGUGAAAAGGUUCGUGCGCCAGAACAUGUGGGUGUACUUCCUCUCAUAUGGUGUGUUCCUUGUGACCUACAUAACACUGGUGUGCUGUUCUGGAGUGCGUCGGCGAUGGCCUGGAAACUUUAUCAUGCUUGGCAUUUUCACUUUGUCCUUGAGUUAUAUGACAGGCACCAUUGCUUCUACAUAUGACACUGACAUUGUCAUUAUGACUGUGGGCAUCACUUGUGCCAUCUGCUUCUUGAUUACACUCUUUGCUACACAGACCAAGUAUGAUUUUACAGGGUGCGGUAUCUAUCUGUUCGUGGCAUCCAUGGUGCUGUUCAUCUUUGGAAUUAUUGCCAUCUUCACCUUCAGUAAGAUUAUGCAUACCAUCUAUUCAGCUGGUAUUGCACUGCUGUUUUCUAUGUACCUAGUGUAUGAUACGCAGAUGGUGGUUGGUGGCCGAAAGCACCAGAUUUCACCCGAAGAGCAUAUCUAUGGUGCGCUGACACUCUACCUCGACAUUGUUUACAUCUUCAUCAGUCUGCUUUCACUAUUUGGAAACAAGAAUUAAGCUGUCCAGUACUGUCCCUGAAACAUGCUACGUUACUAUGGAGAUGAUCCCAUUAUAGUGCAGAUGAAACUUUGUAGAGUCAAAGUUGAUAUUUUCAUCCAGGCAUUUUUUGCCAAAUCUUUCAUUUAUCCUGCUGAAGAAAUAGAAAUAACCAUCUCUUCUACCUAUAUUGCCAAUUUUAUGAAGAAGCAAAUGAGGUUGUAAGUCUUUUUACCUGAUGCAUUGAUGUAAGGUGAAACUUUGCCGAUAAACACAUUCUACUUGGGUUCCGUUGGGUUAAGGGGAAGAGGAAGAAAAUACCUCCCAUGUAAAUACUUUUGUAUUCAAUGAUUCUAGAAAUCUAAUGUUCACAGAUAUAC